Messenger RNA from Postia placenta MAD-698-R-SB12, 2742 nucleotides. RefSeq lists its product as hypothetical. The record is from RefSeq and is a predicted model, not a curated record. Gene Ontology annotation, molecular function: protein binding. Lineage: Eukaryota; Fungi; Basidiomycota; Agaricomycetes; Polyporales; Adustoporiaceae. The transcript has 9 exons. Bases 1 to 2742 code for a protein of 913 amino acids.
AUGGACCCGUUCAACACUGCCGCUGCCGCCAUAGAUCUCGUUCAGCUCACUGCUGAGAUUGGCAAGCGUAUUUUUGAGUACGCUCAAUCUGUGGCUAACGCUGAUAAGGCCUAUAUCACACUCCAGGAGAAGUUGAAGGGCAUAGAGAACUCCCUCAAGCUUGGAAGCGACGCGCUUCGAUCAGUAUCAAACGGGGAUCUCUGCGGCCCUACUCAGCAGCUCUUGAGCAGUCUCAUGUCUCCGGGUGGUGCAUUAUAUGACUGCAACGUCAUGCUCACUCGACUGGAGACAGAGCUUGAUAUCUCAUACAAGACACCCACGCCCCAAACGACUCGUGCUCGCCUGAAAUGGCCGCUCAAAGAGAACAAAUUGAAAGACCAUCAUAUACUCCUUAGCAUCACAAUGGAUUACUGCAAGCCUAUCUUCCACGGUUCAGUCGAUGACAAGGGAGGGAUGCUUCGGUGGUAUACCAUUCUGCCUGGCGUCAGCUGGUCUUGGUUCAUAACUAAUUCAACUCAACCCCAUCUUAUGGCAUUAGGCAAAUCAAAGCUGCUAGACUGGCUGUCUCCUCUUCAAAGUCUGGAAGGAAAGCUCGACACAGCCAUUCAGAAGCGCGAUAGCAACACAGUGAAGUGGUUUUUCGUACACAAAUCCUACACAGACUGGACGCGGAGAGAAGGAUCCCUGUUGUGGCUCCAUGGAAUACCUGGAAGUGGGAAGACAAUACUAGCGUCUACUAUUAUACAAAAGUUGCAAGGGCUAUCGGGCAAUGCUCGUCUUGCCUAUUUCUUCUGCGACUUCAGUGAUCCAAGCAGCAAGGAUCCUGCAGUGCUGAUGCGUACCCUGACCCAUCAGCUUGUUCGAAGGAUGUCAGACCAGGAAUGCACGGAGACCUUUACUGAGGCCUUUAUACGCAUACGCGACGGUUUGCCUCCUCCCAGUCACAUCCACGCUUUGCACGAGACACUGCUAGUCAAGGCAAUAGGGACUCAACAAGUCGUCAUCGUCAUCGACGCACUUGAUGAAUGCGAUUCAAGAGAAGGCCUGUUGCCGAUUCUUUGCGAGCUGGCGAAGAAUCCCACACUUCAUCUAUGCGUGACAUCGCGUUACGAUCGCGAUAUCGCCACGGCCUUCACGAAAUUCUCCACGAUCUCGCUUCACGACGUGACCAGCCUCAUGGGGGAAGAUUUUCGGCGUUAUGUCUCAAAGGCAAUGCAUAUUCAGCUUGACCGUCUGGACGCAUGUCGCACAGCGAAAGCAUUCAACGACGCUUUGAACAGCCUUCCGAAGGGUCUCGAUGCCACAUACGAGAGAAUAUUGGACGGUGUUAGCCAGAAGGAUGACAUGACGUUACUCCAAAAUGUCUUGAAGCUUUUGGUUUCUGCCCACCGCCCUCUCCCACUAUCUGAGAUUGCGGAUGCUAUCAUCGCUGAGGAGGAUGAAUCGACAUGGGAAUCUUCAGACAUCUGGUCCGCGUCGAUUGAGGUCUCUGGGGAGUCGAUCCUGAAGACUUGCGGUGCUCUCGUUCACCACAAUGUUCGUACUGAUGCGUUGACCUUGUCGCACUAUUCUGUAAAGGUCGGUGAUAUUCACUCUGAUUCGCAUAGGCAAUAUCUCAAGUGCAUCGGAUUCUACGCAUUGGAAGAUGAGUUUCUGUGCGAAGACGGAACGGACGCAUCUUGGUACGGCAUUGAUGAAGAGGAUGACGGAACGGAUGCAUCUUGGUGCGGCAUUGAUGAAGAAGAUGACGGAACGGACACAUCUUUGUACGGCCUUCAUGAAGAGGAUGAUGUCACCCUUGCGGAACCUAACAUGGCAAACGAAGGCGCAGAGCGACCUUCUCUCGCACGGCGCAGCUUCAAAUUCACCUAUACCUCAGGAAACGACUGCAUCACACAUCCCUUUGUCACCUACGCCUUCACUCAUUGGCUCGAUCAUGUCAGAGAAAUCGAGAUCGCCCGCCCUGAACUGGCGCAAGAUGUACUGACUUUCCUUCCGGAUUCGAGAUUUAAUCAAAUCCGUUCCAAGUGUCUUCUUGAUUUCGUGUCCCGCCAUUCUCUUUACUACAUUCCACUAUCCUGCGGGCCCAUCGCCUUGCUUCUGCGCCAUGGACUCGUGCACACAAUCCGCAAACUUGGCGACACCCAUCCACAUCUUCUGGAGGAGCUCGACAGCGACAUCUCCAAUUACGGUUCUUUCCUCAUGCUCGCAGUAUUCUCCGCCAAUCUCACUAUGGCGGAAUCUCUCCUAAAUUUAGGUGUUGAUUGCGACAAGGUUACGUCGAAACAUCACAUAGCGGGCGACCCUAUUUCUGCCCUAUGGUUGGCUAUCGAGUAUGGGCACGAUGAAAUGUUCACUUUACUUGUUCGUGCCGGCGCCCGACUCGAACUUCCCGAAACACAUAUAGAUGGCUACCAUUCGAUUGUUGGACUAGAUAACGUAUGCGUGCACUUCGAGGUUUUGACCAACUAUCAAUACAAACGUAUCAAAAUCGCGCGAGGCCCUUGUAAUAUCUCGCGUGCCCCGCAAGGCUCGUGGUCUCCUGGCCAGGUCCUUAAUCUUGACCUCAGUUUGUCGCAAGGGUCAAAGGUCGCACGAGGUUUCCAAAAAUGGCGAGGCUGGGGGUGCCUUGUCGGCCACGCUUGCACGCUCGAGGUAUAUAAGCACACUAUGUCAAGUUCGCAAGGCAUCGCGCUCCUUGUCUUUCCCCGUAACAGAGUUGUUCAGAAUCAUUCAGAAUAA